Schistosoma turkestanicum is the source of this 690-nucleotide messenger RNA. NCBI's taxonomy places the organism in Eukaryota, Metazoa, Platyhelminthes, Trematoda, Strigeidida, Schistosomatidae. The record is from the annotation of a GenBank genome assembly.
AAAAAAUAUUGGAUAUUGGAUUGACCAAAGGCCAACUUUCAUUUCAUUGUGGAUACAUAAUUUGAGUUCGUUGUGACAUUUUGAAAAAUUCCGAUAUGUUAGCAUUCGGUGGGCAGACGGAGAAUUCUACCCACAUACGUGACAUUCUGAAAACUGAAACUCCCCAACUGAACAAAACAAAGCGCAAACUAGGAUUGAGAGAUCUGAAUAUUCAGCAUCAUGUUCCUGUGCAAGCAGAAAUAAAGCAACCAUCUAAAGUGCUGCUGAAUGAAAAUGUAUAUGAAGAAGCACGCGAGAAUUUCUAUACAUACGAAGACAAAGAUGACUAUGGUGAUUUACACACGCGGCUUGCUAGCAUCAGCUCACUGGUUGAUGGAGUGAUUUCUCUUUCUUGUAUGAAUCGAUCCACAGGUUUCAUGGAAUUUCCAACAAUUGACGAUCGUGAUGAAGUUGAUCCGUCGGAUUUUGAAAUACCAGAUUCUGAAUUUAAUACAAUAUUCGGUUGUCUUGGCUAGAAAAUUACUAAGUUUUUCGGUUUCAUUCUUUUUCGGAAAUACGUAAAACAUAGACACCUUACCAUUGGUUGUCACUUUUAGUUUAGUUUGUGUCCACCCAGCUUAUUCAUUUGUACUGUUUACGCCUGUCUACCCGUUUUGAACAUAAUUUUAAAUAAAUUGUCCUUGCUUAUCU